CACUACUCAAGCAGAUGGAAGCCCUAUGGACAUAUUCAUUUCCUUUAAGCAUUAAAGUUUAACUGAGGUAGACCCCAGAGAACCCUGGCAACAGCGGUGGGAGGAGCAUAGUAACCUUAUCUGACCCUGCUGCUGCUCCAGCCCUGUUUUAAAAACCUGACAGGCAGAAUGACGUCCAGGCACCGCGAAGACAAUCUCUCCUGCCCCCUCUGUGGAAUUAUCUUCAACCAGCCCGUUGUGCUCUCCUGCAGACACAGGUUCUGUAAAACAUGCCUUCAAGACAGCUGGAGUACCCAGGACAGUGAGGACGACUGCCACUUCUGCCCUCUAUGCUGCAGACGUUCCUCCAUGAAUGAGAUUGUGGUAAACACCAUUCUGGAGAAGACCUGCGAGUCCUUCAGGAAGGAGAUGAGCAGCAGGAAUAACCCUAUGGGGUGUAAGGAACACGGAGAGACGCUCUCACUCUUCUGUCUGGACGAUCUGCAGCCCAUCUGUGUUGCGUGCCAGACGUCGGCGGUACACAAGGGGCACAGGCUCUACCCCAUUGGGGAAGGUGCACACGACUGUAAGGAGGAACUCAAGACUGCAUUGACCCCAUUGAAGGAGAAGCUGCAGCUGUUCAAGAAGGCUAUGGUCGUCUGUGAUCAAACGGCAGAGCACAUCAAGAACCAGGUUGAGCAUACUGAAAGGCAGAUAAAGGAUGAGUUUGAAACCCUUCGCCAGUUCCUGAGAGAUGAGGAGGCAGCCAGAUUGAAUGCUCUGAAGGCAGAGGAGGAUCAGAAGAGUCUGCUUCUUAAGGAGAAGAUUGAGGAGAUGUCCAACGAACUGACGUCCCUCUCAAACACCAUCAGAACCGUAGAGCAAGAGAUGAGGUCUCAGGACAUCCCAUUCUUACAGAACUACAAGGAUAUCAUCAAGAGAACCUGGCAUAUGCCACUGGAUCCAAAGAUGAUUCCUGGAACUCUGAUUGAUGUGGCAAAGCACCUGGGUUCUGUAAAGUUCAACAUCUGGGACAAGAUGAAGAGCAUCAUUCAAUAUACUCCUGUGACUCUGGACCCCAACACAGCCGCUAGCUGCUUCAUCCUGUCUGAGGAUCUGACUGUGGUCCAGUGCUGCUCCCAGGUCUUCAAGCUCCCAAACAACCCCGAGAGGUUUGACAUCAGUGCUGAGUUACUGGGCUCUGAGGGGUUCUGCUCUGGCCGCCACAGCUGGGAGGUAGAGGUAAAGGCUAACACAUACUGGGUGGUAGGUGUGGCCAGCGAGUCCAUCAACAGGAAGGGCAAGCACGUGCUGACGCCAGCCGAGGGCUUCUGGACUAUACGCUUCCGCAACGGCGAGCACAAGGCGUGCACGGCACCGUGGGCGCCCUUGACCAUGAUGAGGAAGGAGCCACAGGUCAUCAGGGUGGUGUUGGACAUGGACAGGGGCAAGGUGACCUUCUUUGACCCCCGGGAGAGGACGCCCCUCUAUACGUUUACAGACCUCAUCUCACCCCGGGUGUUUCCUUACUUCUGCACUGCCUGUAAGGAACACCCACUGAGACUGCUGCCCGUCAGGCUGUCUGCUGCUGUGGUGCUCUAGAGGGCUCCAUGGGGGUUCAUUACUAACAAGCAGUGGAGGCUCAAUUACUUACAGAUCCAGUUGAGUUUACUACCUAGUCCUAAAUGAUGAAGGCUGAUCACUUGGGACAGUCUGGAAUAAAGCAUGUAAUGGUCUUAUGUUUGUGAGUAUUAUGUGUCUACAGAUGACAUACACUGAGUAUACCAAACAUUAGGAACAACUUCCUAAUAUUGAGUUGCACCCCUUUUGUCCUCAGAACAGCCUCAAUUCGUCAGGGCAUGGACUCUACAGGGUGUCGAACACAUUCCACGGGGAUGCUGGCUCAUGUUGACUCCAAUGCUUCCCACAGCUCUGUCAGGUUGGCUGGAUAUCCUUUGGGUGAUGGAUCAUUCUUGACAUAGAUAGGAAACUGUUUAGCGUGAAUCACCCAGCAGCGUUGCAGUUCUAAACACACUCAAACCGGUGCCACUGGCAUCUACUACCAUACUCCAUUUAUAUUACCCAUUCACUCUCUGAAUAGCACAUAUACACAUUUGUUUCAAGGCAUAAAAGUCUUUCUUUAACCCAUCUCUUCCCCUUCAUCUACACUGAUUGAAGUAGAUUUAACAAGUGAUUUAAAUAAGGCAUCAUAGCUUUCACCUGGUCAGUGUAUGUCAUGGAAAGAGUAGGUGUUCCUAUUGUUUUGGACAGUCAGUGUAUGUCAUGGAAAGAGUAGGUGUUCCUAUUGUUUUGGCCAGUCAGUGUAUGUCAUGGAAAGAGUAGGUGUUCCUAUUGUUUUGGACAGUCAGUGUAUGUCAUGGAAAGAGUAGGUGUUCCUAUUGUUUUGGACAGUCAGUGUAUGUCAUGGAAAGAGUAGGUGUUCCUAUUGUUUUGGCCAGUCAGUGUAUGUCAUGGAAAGAGUAGGUGUUCCUAUUGUUUUGGACAGUCAGUGUAUGUCAUGGAAAGAGUAGGUGUUCCUAUUGUUUUGGCCAGUCAGUGUAUGUCAUGGAAAGAGUAGGUGUUCCUAUUGUUUUGGACAGUCAGUGUAUGUCAUGGAAAGAGUAGGUGUUCCUAUUGUUUUGGACAGUCAGUGUAUGUCAUGGAAAGAGUAGGUGUUCCUAUUGUUUUGCACAGUCAGUGUAUGUCAUGGAAAGAGUAGGUGUUCCUAUUGUUUUGGACAGUCAGUGUACAUGUUGACUUGAAAGGUAGCAAGUCUUGAAAUAGGUAGACCUGAAACUAGUUAUCAGCCCUAAAAAGGUACAAGUGUGUCCUAGAAUGCCAGAGCCCUUACAACACUGGUGUCUUUUACAAACCUUUAUAUUGAGUUACACCUAAACAGAGGAGACCUAGAAUAAUGUUCACAAUCAAUUCUAUCUACAAUAUUACUCUGAGAAAUUGCUUUAUUACAUAAUAAUAGGGCAACCAUGAUCGCUGACUAAUUGACAGAUUUUGAAGAUAUUGUUUAAAUAAUGUUCUUAUGUAUUGGAGUUCCCUAGUCAGGUUAAGCAUAAAACCCCAAUAGUUCCAGGACACACAGGGCUUCCACAGGGUUCCCACAAGGCACAUAAUAUCAAUGUGUGUGAACCGGAGUGGUCAGUCAGUGCAUAUCAUCCAUUACUUCAAACAUGUUACGUAAUUGGGUUAAGUUUUACAUUAAAAAAAUGUAAUCUCGCAAUCAAAACUCCUACAGUUAGUGUUGGGAAUAAGAGGCAUGUUCAGCUGUGGCAUGGUCUAUCAUACUACUAACACACAGGUAGCAACACCUCAUCCAACAUGGACACUCAAGUAUUGCUAAAAAUCUGUUCAGUAUUUUGUUCUUUACAUGGUGGCACACUACUAUUACAAGGUUGGGAGCAAAUAGCCUGGAACACAAUCUUCAAGAGACUGGUAUCUCAACGACUGUGGUAUAUUCAGUCCCAGCUCUCAUUUCCUUUACACUCUCAUUGUAACAAACAGACAUCCUGGUUUCAUGUGAAAACUUGCUCUGCUCUAUGUACAUUGUAGUGUUGAAGGCUUGAACGUUUUCAUUUGGCUAAACUAAGAAACAACACAAAUGAAGAAAUACAAAAGGGGGGAAAAGCCCUCAUCCAA
This is a messenger RNA of Oncorhynchus kisutch (coho salmon), 3630 nucleotides long. Its product is annotated as zinc-binding protein A33-like. Lineage: Eukaryota; Metazoa; Chordata; Actinopteri; Salmoniformes; Salmonidae. Gene Ontology annotation, molecular function: zinc ion binding; protein binding. Bases 169 to 1581 code for a protein of 470 amino acids. The record is from RefSeq and is a predicted model, not a curated record. The transcript has 6 exons.